Molecule: messenger RNA, 1008 nt
Organism: Branchiostoma belcheri (Belcher's lancelet)
Lineage: Eukaryota; Metazoa; Chordata; Leptocardii; Amphioxiformes; Branchiostomatidae
Product: cubilin-like
Exons: 9
Coding region: 1-1008 (335 amino acids)
Source: RefSeq, a predicted model, not a curated record
AUGGCGGCCAAACUUCUCAUCUGCUACCUGCUACUGAGCUCAACUCUCGCUGACAGUGUGGCCCGGUGUACAAGAUCAGAGCCCAGCAAAUCGUGCGGCAGGACCCUGACGGCGUACCGUGGCUGGGUGCGCUCCCCGGCCUAUCCCAGGCCCUACCCCACCCCCAUGUCCGCAGACGACCGGGUCUGCACCUGGGUCAUCAGUCUGCAGCAGGGUCACGGGGUCAAGGUCACGGUGUAUGGGUGGGACCUGAACUCCGAGGUGACGCGGAACUCCACGGUCAGGGACGAGGUGCAGGUGUUCGGAGACGGGACGUGCAGUGACCGGCGGAGGUUACGGAGUUACGUGGGGACGUCAGAGCCGACAGACGUGGUGUACGUGCCCAACCACGUCGCCUGUCUCAAGUUUUACCGGCGAACCACCGGCAACGAUAUUCACUCGGGAUUCACCAUCGAGUAUGAAGUAGUGGACGCCUACAGCGAGUGCGGUGGGAGUAAGGCUGUGAAGGUGGUGUCCCAGGAAGGCUACAUCUACAGCCCCGGCUAUCCCUUCGGCACCAACUACCCUCCUCACAUCAACUGUACCUGGGUCAUCCAAGCCAAGCCCGGACAGGCCAUACAGGUGAACUUCCUGGACUUCCAGCUGAGCUACUCCUACGGCUGCGACUUCGCCACGGACUACUUACGGAUCGGCAACUCCAACGCGUCUUACGACUUCACGUACUGCGAUCAGAGGGACCCCGCGCCGUUCAAGAGCAGGGGAAACGUCGUCUGGGUCUUCUUCAAGACGGGGCAGUGGAGGCAGCGCGGAUUCUGGUUACACUAUAAAGCUGUGGGCGGUGCGACGGCGUCCGACCAGCCCAUGCCGGACAACUGGGCAAAGAACAGCGUCUACUACACUUCGGAAGGAGGUCCCAAGACAUUUCAACCGAGGAUCUUUACUACUGGUUACCUUGACGAUUCUGACAACAUGGAGUAUGCCGGAAGGGUGACCACAGCCUCACGCUAA